Messenger RNA from Lytechinus pictus (painted urchin), 6426 nucleotides. RefSeq lists its product as uncharacterized. Bases 733 to 3201 code for a protein of 822 amino acids. The record is from RefSeq and is a predicted model, not a curated record. NCBI's taxonomy places the organism in Eukaryota, Metazoa, Echinodermata, Echinoidea, Temnopleuroida, Toxopneustidae. The transcript is spliced from 12 exons. Gene Ontology annotation, cellular component: stereocilium tip; stereocilia ankle link complex; cilium. Gene Ontology annotation, molecular function: protein binding.
UCGCCGCUCGUUGUACUUUGUCGUCAAAAGUGCUACCGAGAUCUCCUUGCUCUCUCUAUAUUGUAUAUUUUUGGUGAUUUCUGAUCGUAGUUUGACAGGAAUCUUAUUCUUCAGAAUAGAAAUUCCAUUGUUGCUUGAUUAUGAUUGGUUCAGAUUAUGAUUGAGGGUGUGCGCGUCGCAUGAAUUAGCCAAUCAGUAGCAGUCUUCUGAGAUAAAAGCUCUAGCUAGCUAGCUAGCUACUGUACUCCGCAAGCAAACUACAGCCUACAGGCGCAGGUAUGCGUGUAUCGAAUGGAAAGAAGCGGUUCAACUUCAAGGGUCGGGCCUAUUGUCUUUGCUUUGUUGACAAAUGGAUUGAGGGAUCUACAGGAGAUCAGUCUGGUAUUGUGGGGGUGCAUAUGGAACUCUUGCCGAGAUGGAAGUCGUUCCAAUGAUGUGCUUAAUCUCCACGGAGUCAGGGACGGCAUGCCAUUGCACUAAACGUUACAAGCACCGUCAUUUUUCCCACGAGAUUAAGCACGUUUGUGAUAUGACAUUAAUCUCCAAGAGCCUCCUGGCUAUUCACACAUGAUUCAGAUCUGACAGUUAGAUCCUCUAGGCCCUACUAGGGUUUUUUCAACUGGUCUAGCAUGCAGGAUAUUUAAGUUAGCAUUAAGAAUUUCUUCAACUUGUUUAAAAUAAAGAGAAUAUGAGCACAUAAUGGGUUAAGAAAAUUCUACAAUAUUGAUCAGAAUGGCAAACUCGGCUGGAUACAAGCUACGCACAGCCGCCCAUAAACACUUGACUGACUCAGAAUGCACAACACUCAAGAUAUGUAUCCGGAGAUUCAGGGAGACCCAGUCAGUGCUUGGACUUUGCACGUCUCUCCAGAGGUUUUUGGAUACCCCAGAUAAAGUGCAUUUGAUGACUCUUAUCUUUCCAAUGAUUCCUAAGGACCUUUUAGUUGACUUUGACAACUUGUCCCGUCUGCAAUUUGAGUAUUACAGCACCCUGGUUAGACCUAAGCUUGUGGAGAAGUACAAACUAGAUGGUGCAAAGGUGACAAGUCCAAACAAAGGAUUGAGCAGAAAAUCCUCUUCACGUGUCUUAUUGCCAGUAGAACAACUGCACAACCUAGCAGAGGCCAGAGAACACACCAUGGAAACAUUCAAAGGCAGACGCAGUGAGGUUCAUCGUAAUGGAAGCCAACGGGCUGUAGAGCUGACCAGAGUAGCAAAGGAACAUAAGCGUAGCAAGACAUAUCAUGCUCCUGAACAGCCUGUUAGUGGGGAUGAAGCCAGUAGGUCGGCAUUUCGUGAACCACAGCCCCCAGUACUCAAUACAAGCCAAAGAAGUAGCGAUUCCACACCAAGAGUUAGACUAGGAGAGCUCAAGCAGGAGGCUACACCUAAAUCACUCCAGGUGCGGCGAGUGACACUUGAGAGGCGAGAUGGACAAUCUUUUGGUUUCUGUAUUCGAGGUGGAAUUGAUCUUAACACUGGAAUCUUUGUCUCUGAAGUGGAUGCUGGGGGCCAAGCUGAACGAAAGGGAAUGAAAGUAGGAGAAAGAAUUCUCAAGGUGAAUAAUGUUGUAUUUAAGAGUAUCAGUCAUUCACAAGCUGUAGUAGCUAUCAAGUCUGCUCCUCGUAUUCAUGUCUACCUAGCACCACUUGGUCAAAUGCCUGGUUCUACUGGUACAACACCGAGGAUUGAUGAUAACAUAUUUGGAAGCCUUGGCUGCCAGUUGAGAUUACCAAGCACAGAUACCAUUAACACAGAAUCUUCCAAGUCUAGGGUUCGAAAGGUCACUAUCCUGGCUGAAGAAGAUGGUUGGCUUGGUUUCAGUAUUAGAGGUGGAACAGAUCAGAAUAUGGACAUAACAGUUGCUAAUGUAGAUAUUUCAUCACCAGCUGACAGAGCAGGCCUGAAGAAGGGAGAACGCAUUUUGAAGGUGAAUGGUACGCCAGUUGAAGGAUUAGAACACAUGCAUAUUGUCAAUCUGGUUUUGUCUGCUAGUAUUGUUGUUCUUCAUGUGAAACCUGCUCCAAGGAGAUCAUCUCAGAGUAGUGCUGUAUCAUCCAAGAUGAGGGGUCGUCAUGUAUCAUCAAGCUCAUCUACCGCAAGCAAAGGAGCAAAGCAAGACUUUGCCUCUGGAAAUGAAUUUGAUGAAUCUCUAACUCAGUCUAGUGUACGGCGAGGUCUAAGGUCACCCAUACCAGAGACAGCCCAGGAGAUUGCACAGUUUGUUGCUGAGAUGCAGUCAACCCCUCCUGUAUCUACUUCGACACCUCUCCCACCUGACGAUGAUCCUAGACUUAUCAAGAAUAGGAAUCAGUAUCUGAGAGAGAUGUACAAUAGUGCUGCCACAGAUGAGGAUAGUAUCCUUCAAGGCAUGAGGGAUGAAGGUGGUGGUGGUGACCUAGAUGCUCCUCUUCAUCUCAACCUCUCCAACCUGUCUGGGAGAACACUGGAAGAAUCAUCACAUCAGAAUGCGAGAGGGAUGUAUCUAGUACAUGGAAAUGAAGAUUUUGAGAGCACUAGUCCACGGAGAGGUUCCAAGUUUGAUCAGGGCACUAUUCGCCUGAAUCUCGCUAAAGGUAGCAUGAAGGACACGAUGAAGGAAGCUAAGCUAAUCAACAUUGAUAUUGAUUUUGAAAAUGAUGUUGAUAAGAAGCAGAGAAAGCAUGUAAAAGAUUUGUUUGAACAGAAGCAAGAGACCAAUCGUAAGUUAAGUCCAUCUCCUAACAGGCAAGGAUCACACUGUAAACAGAUUCCAGAUGGAUAUACACCUCGUAUGAACAUUCUUAGCAGUCCCUAUACACACUUUGAUCGUGAAAAUAACAUCAAAGCUGAGUCAUUGACCCCAUCAUCUCAAGAAUUAAAAGGAGCCAUUAAAACUGCUUCAAGUCAGAUCAGUAAUGAGUUGACUGGAAAGAGUAAGGGUAUGACAACCUGCAAUGUGCCACCUUCGCCUCACAAUGAAUCAAGUCCUGUGUCAAAGUUUAUCAAUAAAGUGCUUAGACGAAGAAGCAGUGGGGGAAAAGAUUUACUGAAGAAGAGUGGAACAAGUCCUUCAAACAGCAUAGGUAGAACUGAUUCUCUUCAUGGUACCUGCAGAUCUUUGAGACUUGAUAAUAUCAUACCUGAGCCAACUAUCCAAGGAAGUGCCUAUGAUUCUAUGAAAAUGCGUGGUGGUGAUUUUAGUUCCACUGAUGGAGAUUAAGAAAAUAUCUUAAUGGAUCUUAGACAAACCGGCUGAAAGCAUUGUUAAUCUGUUUCUAAUCAUAUCUCAAAAUCACAAAUAUCUUAAGGUUUCAGAAUUGUACAUCUUGUAUUUAAUGUCUUCAAUUGAGUAUCAACAUUGCAUGUACAUUUUAUGCAAUACAAUGUAUAUAUGAGUUACUGCAAUGAAUUAUUUUUUUAAGAUAAUCUAAGUUGGAUAUGUUUUUUUUUCACCUUGAAUUUUGCUCUGAAUAUUUAUAAGGUUCUCAAAGAUUCACAGGGUAAGGUUUUAUAAUUCUAGUUAAAUUUAGCAAUUUGUAACUCUACGGCCAGAAUUGACAAAAGAUGUUUAAACCGCUACGCAGGUUUUUGAAGCAUGCGAGCACACUAUCCAAUUAUAUAAAAGCUCUAGGUUCACACUUUGAGGUUUUGCACCAUCUCCUAGUUCAAACCUGUUUUUGUGAAUGCAAUCCAGUGUCUUCACUUGUAAAGAGCCAAAUGCUACCAUUUGGAAUUGAAUUACAUAUACUUACAUACUUUUACUUCCUAAUGUUUUGGAGCAAGAGAAGAGAACAAAUGCUGCUCAGUAUGCCUUUACACAUUCAGGAUCAUUUGUAUUUGAUAUGCAUGUACACACUACUGCCUACAAUCUUCAUUAUACUUGUAUUUACGUAUGAAUUACAGUUGAUGCUGCUAUUAUUGCCAUGAUUUGUGAUAAAAAGAGAAAACUUAGAAAUUUAGUUUUAGACAUCUUUUAUGAUUUCACAUUGUACAAAAGGCAUUAAUCAAUGUUUAUUGUCAUGUAUAUUUACAGUUUUCACUGUAUGCAGGAUUUGGGAUGUUUGAGAGAAGAGUAUAUGAUGAUGGACUUUCGAUUUUUAUCAGUAUAAUACAGUGUAAAGUCACAAUCAAAUGUUCAUCUUAUUGAGUACAUGUUGUAUAUAAUAUGAUGUACUAUUGCUGCUCACUAGAUAGUUUGUCAUUCUGUAUCUGAAUGUACAUUGCCAGUGAUAUCCAUUUAAAACUUUCUUGAGAGAUUUCAUUAUGAUAUUCAUUAUUCCAAUACAAAAAAUAAUGAUUUUAAUCUUUUUAAGAACCAUUUUCAUCAAUGCUAGUAAACGACUUACAAUGCUUCUUAUCCUGCCCUUGUUCACAUUGUAUCUUUAUACAAAGGAUAUGUUCAUAUGUAUGUAAACUUUAUACUUGAAUUUGUAUGUUAUGUACAAAUGAAUUUCUUAUCAUUCUUUCUCAAUUUUGUACCGACAUAUUGCUUUUUUCAUAAUGCCAUUAGAAAAAAGUGUGGCCUGGAAUGCAGAUGGAUAAAAAUCAACCUUUUUAAUUGAGCUUCAGUCUAUUGUGCUUAAAGGGGAAUCCAACCCAAACAAAAAGUUGUUUUAGAGUAAAAAGAAAAAUCAGACAAGUUGAUACGUGAAAGUUUGAACAAUAUUGGACAAACAAGAAGAAAGUUAUAAAUGUUUAAAAGUUGUAAAAAUCGGUAAUAACUAUACCCAUGGAGACUUCAAAUUGGCCGCAUUUGUAAUGUCAUGGUGUUGUAAGGCAAGGACUACUCUUCCACUUUACUCCAAUACAUAAAAUGGCUAAAGUUUUUAUUUCAAAUUAUAUUUUUAUUUCAUGGGGAAAUAAAACAAUAUGCUACCCGGGUUAUAUUUUGAUUUAUGCCCCAGGGGAAUAGGUAUUUAGGAGAAAACUACAAAACCCUGAUACUUAAGUACAUGGCCAAUGGGAAACUUGUCCUUGCCCUUGUCACAAUUUACUUGCCUAGUUGUCAAUUUGAAAUAUUCUCUUUUUUUUUUUUUUUUUUCCAAUACAACAUUUUAUGACCAAGGUUGGAUUCCCCUUUAAGAUACAUUUUUAUUUUCAUUUCCUUCUGCACCUUGCUUAUCAAGAAACACAUAUUUUCCAUGCAAAUAAUAAUAAUAGCAAUAUUAAUAAUGAUAAUGAUGGUAAUAAUGUUGAUGAUAAUAAAUGAUAAUAAUAACAAUAAUAAUAAUAAACAGACUUAUUUGGUUACAACCAUUUAGUAUGGUUUUUAUUUGGGUUAUGUGUAUAAAAAUAUUUGUCAAUGUCAUACACUGUAGUAAUAAUGGUGACUUGGUGAAUGUACUGUACAGCAUCUCUGGUAGAAGCAGCCUGUAUUGAAACGUAGGAUAUUAAAGCAGGUAAUACUUCUACUUAGGAUUCAUCAACAAAAUUUCUCCAAGCUGUCCAAUGUAGCAUUAUGGUUUUUAAGUCAUGAAUGUCAAGUGUAGUGUCCCUAAUAAUACUAUCAAAUGUAUGAUGCCAUCCUCCUACCCCUUCCGCUUCUUCCUUGUGUUGUUACCUAAAGAAUUGUUUUUUGUGUUAACAAUUCUUAACACAGUGUGCUCAAAUUCUCAAUCUCUUUACUUUGUUUUUUACUUUUCACCUUUGGUAGAUCACCGCAUGGUUCUGUGUUUUUCAUAUGGAACUUCCAUGAAAUAUUCAAGGCGACCCUUAACAUGCGUGUGUAAACAUCAUAUGAUGCUUUUUUUCCAAUUGUAAAGUAGAACAGAUACUGAACUAACAGUUGAUUGCCAAACCUUCUUAAUCUGGUGUAUGACUUUCCAUUGUAAAAGGUUUGCAUGUAAGGAACUUGACAAAUAACUUGGAAUCUUUUUAGGAGUAUGGCUCCUAAAAGUAUAUUAUUUCAUUAAUAUGUUGGAUAAUGCUUGAUAAUUUUGAAUUUGAAUACAUGCAAUUAUUGUUCAAUCCACCUAAUCACAAUUUUGCCUUGAUUGCUUUCAGAACAUUGUGCAAUUUUUUUAAAAUCAUUUUUUUGUGUAUGUACAAUUUCAAACUCAGUGUAUGUUUUGUUGUUACUUCAUCUUUUAUGCACAAGUAUUUUGGCGCCACCAGUACUUGGUUAUAGACUUAUGUUCAUGUUUAAUAAAUUUGGUGUUAAGUAGGAUUAGUGUAUUACAUGUAUAUCAUUCAAUCUCAAUCUUCUCUUUUCUGAAAGGUUUGCUGUGCUAGCUGAAUUGUAGACAACCUGUGACACAGACAGCAAUAUUUAGUGCUUCUACUUAACAGCUUUUCCAUCAUUGAGUUGUUUUUGUAUGUGAUUAUAGAGUUAUUAAAUUGACAAAUACAGAAGAGUUCAUUAAUUUUUGAUAGACUUAAAUGUUAUACCUGGACUAUUUGCUGAAAAAAAAACUAAAUAAAGGGGCUUUUCAUUUUGUAAUCAAUA